CAAAACGAAGUCCGAUUCUGAAUAUUCGCCAGCGCAGCAUGGACGCGCUCCUUGGCGAUACGCACGUGUGGGCGACGAUCCUCGGCUACGUCCAGCGCCAAGACGUUGCCAUAAUGGCCUGCGUGAACAAGACGUGGUCCAAGGCCGUGGCGCGGCCGCAGGUGUGGGAAGUGCUGGCGCAGGCGCCGCGCGGCCCGUUCCUCGCGUCCUGCUUUCGCCGCGCUUCGUCGUACGCGUACCGCGAGACCGAUGUUCCGGCGCCGAAUGUGAAUCGCCGCGGCGCGCCGCCAACGAUCCGCGGCUGUCUCCUCAGCGACCGCUCGACGCUCAAAGACUACAUCAACGAGCUCCGCGCCAUGUACUAUGAGCAGCAGAACCUCGCCAAGACGCCUGUCUACCUCGCUGUGCCCGACGCGCUCUACGACGACGCGGCCAGUGUGAGGACCGACCGCCCGUUCACACGCGACGAGUGGCGCCGCGCAGCCUUCACGUCGGUCACGCUCGUGCAGAGUCCGGGCAGUCCGAUUGCGACACACGUGCUCACGGGUGCGAUCCUCCACGACACGGCCUUCUUCUACCUCUGGCACCUCAAGGAGGCUCGGAUCGUCGCUACCAUCUACCAUGCGCUUGCUACCUGCUUUGACACGUGCGCCAAGAUGCUCGUCAUUGGUGCCGCCGACGGCACGGUCAAGACAUGGGACCUCGCGGCCGCGGUGGCAACCAAAACGACGAGUGCGCCCGUGCGCGGGUUGGUCCCGACAUCGAGCCUCGCACCGCGCUCGCACAUUGGGCUCGCGCCGUUUCUACCGACGCGCGCCAACCAGCGCCACAAGCCCGUCAAAGUCCAGGUCGAUGUGAGCGAAGGCUCGUUUGUGUUUGUGGCCGCCACGUACGAAAAAGGCGACGUGGCUGUCUGGAAUGCGACCAAAGCCGAGCUCACGACAUCGCUCUCAGUCGAGAGCAUUCACAAGUCGACACUGCCGCGAGCAGCCCGGACGCCGACGCCGCAAGUGACGAGUCUCAUGCUCUUCCGCAACACACUCGUGUGCGGCACCUCGGUCGGUCUCGUUCGGGUCUUUGAUACGCGGGACGGGCGGCUGAGCCACCGCAUCAGUGGCCACCCCGAUGCCAUUGUCAAGACACUGACGCGCGGACGGGUGCUCUGGAGCGCCGGUCAAGACGGCUCGGUGCGCUGGUGGGGCGGCAAGUCCCCAAAAGUCCUCCCCAAGUCGCUUCUCUGUGAAGGGCCCGUGUCGCAUCUCGAGAUGGACGAGUCAGUCGUCGUGGCCGCGUAUGGCGCCAAGGGCAUGCAGGCAUGGGACGUGCGCACGCAGCAGCCGCUCACGACCUUUGGCGCCACCGACGGCGUCGCGUCCGUGGUCUUUGACAAGCGCAAGCUCGUGAGUCUCUCGCCACAGGGCGUUGUCCAUGUGUGGCGCUGGUUUGGCUUGUAUCCGGUGCACUCGAUGCCACGACACCACGUGUACACGGCGAUCGCGCAUGAUGAACGCCACCUCGUGCUGGGGACCGCUGAGGGCGCGGCCGUCGUCUACCGCAUGGAAGGCAUCCCGUCCAAGAAGCCGCCGGGCGCCCUCUACGACUACUAGCCCUUAGAUUGCGAUAUUCAACUAUAACAAAUGACAAGGUAACCUCGAUGCUCUGUCGUGCUGAAGCUGGAGAAUUAGC
Messenger RNA from Saprolegnia parasitica CBS 223.65, 1686 nucleotides. RefSeq lists its product as hypothetical. Gene Ontology annotation, molecular function: protein binding. The transcript has 6 exons. The coding region runs from base 39 to 1607 and encodes 522 amino acids. Lineage: Eukaryota; Oomycota; Saprolegniomycetes; Saprolegniales; Saprolegniaceae. The record is from RefSeq and is a predicted model, not a curated record.